GGAAAAGGAAUCAAUCCUCUCCCUGAUUCAGCUCUGCGAUUCCAUCUUCUACUGCUGAAAAUGUCCUGCUGCGGAGGAAACUGUGGCUGUGGCGCAGGUUGCAAAUGCGGCAGUGAUUGCAGUGGCUGUAAGAUGUUUCCAGAUGUCACCGAGAACAAUACCAGGGAUACUCUCGUUCUGGGCGUCGCUGUUACCAACAAAGUGAACUUUGAGAAAUCUGGUUUGGCUUCAGCGUCGGAAUCCUCUGCAAUGGCUUCACCUCCAAUACUGAGCUGGUGGUUAUGGAGUCAAAACCCCUAACGGCGCGAAAGAAGAAGCUCUAGCGAAAUCUGCUCUGAUACCAUGUAAAGUGAGGCGAAAGUGGAGGGUGCAAAACAACUUACCGAGCUGCUCACCCUUAGCAGCAUAUAAAUAUUAGGUUAUAUAAAAUGUAAAGUUACAU
This is a messenger RNA of Rubroshorea leprosula, 442 nucleotides long. The record is from the annotation of a GenBank genome assembly. Lineage: Eukaryota; Viridiplantae; Streptophyta; Magnoliopsida; Malvales; Dipterocarpaceae.